GCCUCAUCUCAUAGAUUCGUAUUCUCUCAAAGACAGCACAACCAAACCACAAGAUUUUAUUCACACCAUGGACGCUCCAAACGCUGCGACGCCGAUUCUGCAGCUCCCAGCUGAAAUACUGCAUCACAUACUACAGUGGAUAGCCCCGGCCGAUCUUGUUAUACUGCCCCGCGUGUGUACAGCCUUUCGUACAGUAACAAAAGGGAACCACAAAUUAUAUCGAGAUGUCUAUGUAAACACGCUGGAUGAACCAAGUAACCCAAGCCUUGACUACGAGCAAGAGAUUCAUGACUUUGUAAAGCUUGAAAGUAUAUGCAACAACCCAGAGAAAUCCGAGCUCGAAUUUGUACACGACACAGUCACUCGUCUGCUCAAAAAUGCUUCACCAUCUCACGACGAGGCCAUCAACCUCUCCAAGACCCAUGCGCCAUCGCGCAAUGUCGCUCACCUUCAAAGUCUUUUCUCUCGAGACGACACUGCCGAGGCCUUCCUCCAGGGUUCAUCGCUUUUCAACCGCCUGCGCCGUCAACCCACGCGAGACAGUGUCUCUGCGCCCACCUCAUGUGAUGACGGCUACCGGACUCUCCAGCAAAAGAGCGCCCAUCUCCACUGCCUUUAUUCGAGGCCUAUCCUCAACGUUGGCCGGCUCCGAUCUAUGAAGACGUAUCCCUAUGCUUGCUCCAAGGUCUACGACUUACGUCAGUUUACUCAGAACACAGGAUGGGGGCCGUUCCAAGACGAUGGCACUUUCAAUGUAGACUGGGAAAAAGUCGAGGCUAUUCUCAUUGUUCUAGGCCACAACAUUGGCGCAAGACGCCAGAUUGCACGAAUAUUCGCAGAGGUUUGGGACAGCCCGUUCUCGGGUUCAUUUCAAAACAGUUUUAUGGCUCCUCCGCCUCGUGACAUUACUUCAUUUGAGGCCCGCGACCCUUACGGAGUCACAGGCACAUGGUACCGCAUUGUGUGUUUUCUUGAUUAUAGCGAUUUUUUCGCUUUCAACUUUGGUGAUCCCGAACUACUCGUCACCUCCGAUGCGCCGCGCCCACCACUUGAUGUGGGUGAAGCAACUCGCCUUAUUAUGAUGAAAGUCAAUGUUACAUCUAUAGAAGAACCAGGCCCCGAGGACGGCCAAGAGCUGCCAGUAGUUCACUUUCGUGGUGUUUCGCGUUCUUUAGACGAUUCUUUUGAUGACAAUGCCAACUCAAAUAUCCGAGGUAAGUAGAGUGUCUCCCUUACCAAAAGUAAACUUGGCAAGGUUCCGCCAGAGCUAACAUGAGAACAUUCAACGUCAAAGGCACUGUUCGUUUGACAAAAGAAGGCGAGGUGAGAUGGACAACAUUCUCAAUCUUCCAUGGUGUCGAGCGCUGGCGCAGUGAGGGUGUUCAGAUCGGAGGCGUACGCUCCGCUCGAGGUGUUGUUGGAAACUGGUUCGAUAGUGACUACGAUGUUCACGGACCUGCCGGUCCCACGGCCUUCUGGAAGGGGGCGACCCUCGCGCAAGUCGCAAACCUGGAGGACGACCUCCUGCCAAACGACUUCUUCUUGCCAUACGGCGCUCUGAUUGACAUAGACUCUGAGACUGAUCCGGAGGGAGAAAUGCCGUACACUGGUGAAGAUGACGAAGAUGAAGAUGAGGAUGACGAAGAGAUGGAGGCUGCAGCAGGAGAGGAACUGACGGCCCUACUUCACGAUGCGAAUUUACCUUUAGAGGAAAGUCUCGCAAAUGGCCAUGCUCUGAACUGAUUGAUUUUGGUACAAUGGCGUUUGAAUUUGUAGUGGAAAAUAUUUCAUGAGUUCACGAGUCCGUUCACCUAUGACUUGAUUUUACACAAACAACUGGCGCA
This is a messenger RNA of Fusarium verticillioides 7600, 1844 nucleotides long. RefSeq lists its product as hypothetical. The record is from RefSeq and is a predicted model, not a curated record. NCBI's taxonomy places the organism in Eukaryota, Fungi, Ascomycota, Sordariomycetes, Hypocreales, Nectriaceae. Bases 68 to 1222 code for a protein of 384 amino acids. The transcript has 5 exons. Gene Ontology annotation, molecular function: protein binding.